This is a messenger RNA of Pelmatolapia mariae (spotted tilapia), 2004 nucleotides long. It is a transcript of the gene tra2a, whose product is annotated as transformer 2 alpha homolog. The record is from RefSeq and is a predicted model, not a curated record. Gene Ontology annotation, molecular function: RNA binding. The coding region runs from base 281 to 1135 and encodes 284 amino acids. Gene Ontology annotation, cellular component: spliceosomal complex. NCBI's taxonomy places the organism in Eukaryota, Metazoa, Chordata, Actinopteri, Cichliformes, Cichlidae. The transcript is spliced from 9 exons. Gene Ontology annotation, biological process: positive regulation of mRNA splicing, via spliceosome.
AUCCUGCGGCACAUAAACAUAUCAGCAACCUACGUUACGCGCCAUCUUCUAGCUACCGACCAGAAAAUAUACGUAGCAUAUAAACCCACUUGCUUAUUUUUUGUCCAAAUAACCGCUUUUAUUAGCUAUACCGAGCAAUGAGUGACCUUGAGGAAGGAAACUAUGAAGGGCGGGUAAGUAGUUCCCGUCGAAUGAUAUCGGUGACACCUUCCUUUCUUCCCUUUCUCUUCCGUGUGGCUUUCAGUAAAGAACAUUGUUAGGAUACACUAACUACUAGCCAAUGGGGUCACGCUCCCCAUCUAAAUCGGAUCGUGGGAGUCCAGCUCGGGUCAAGUCGGAGAGCAGGUCUGGCUCUCCGAGCCCAUCCCGGGUCUCCAAACACUCCGAGUCCAGAUCACGCUCUCGGUCAAAAUCCAGAUCUCGUUCUAGACGGCACUCAAACCGCCGGUACAGCCGUUCACGCUCUCGGUCCUAUUCCCACCGGAGGAAGUCCCGUUCUCGUUCCUACAGCCCUGAAUACCGGCGCAGGAAGAGCCAGAGCACGUCCCCUAUGUCAAACCGGCGCCGUCACACCGGCAGUAGGAGCCAUGACUUCACAAAAGAAGCAUACAGUCAUGGCGGUGGUGCUGAUGUUAGGGCGAACCCUGAUCCGAGCACGUGUUUGGGGGUGUUUGGUUUGAGCCUGUACACGACUGAGCGUGACCUGAGAGAGGUGUUUUCACGCUACGGUCCUUUGGCUGGAGUCAACGUGGUGUAUGACCAGCGCACAGGUCGCUCCCGUGGAUUUGCCUUUGUUUACUUUGAGAGGCUUGAAGACUCUAAAGAGGCAAUGGAGCGAGCCAAUGGCAUGGAGCUGGAUGGGAGGCGCAUCAGAGUGGAUUAUUCCAUUACUAAACGUCCCCAUACCCCUACGCCAGGAAUCUACAUGGGCCGACCUACACACAAUGGUGGUGGUGGUGGGGGUGGUGGCAGCAGCAGAAGGGGAAGAGAGUCAUAUUAUGACCGCGGCUAUGACCGCUACGACAGAUAUGACGAGUACGACUACAGAUAUAGUCGCAGGCGCUCUCCAUCACCGUACUACAGUCGAUACAGGUCUCGCUCACGGUCUCGCUCCUACAGCCCACGACGCUACUGAGUUGCUUCUUUCAACAUUCAGCAUCCCUCCAAUAACUGAUGGGUGUGUGUGUGUGUGCUUGUGGUACAUCAAGGUGUUUCAGAGGGAAACAUUUUGAUUAAGCAUGUCUAUAUCAGCAGAACUCUUGAGUUUUAAAAUAGUUCUUGUUUACAUGAAAUAGAUGUCUUAAUUUUUAGACCUUUGGAUGCAUCCGUGUUGAGUUUGAGCACAGAAAUCAGCACCUGUGGCUUACUCUUGCCUCAUUUUUAGACCUCCAUCUUUCCUUCCUCCUUCAUUUUCUGGAGCUCGGAUCGCGUGUUUUGCUCACUUAUGGUUGAUCAGAUUUGUUGUACUCAUCACUGUUAACUUUGUACUCAAGAUAGGGAAAGAAAAAAGUGACACUUGAUUUUGCAGCCUGUAUUAAUGAUGCACUCUGUGUGUAUAAAGAUAACAAAUUAAUGCGAGUGUUAAUUUUGACACUAAAUAACUUUAAUGGUAUCUGAAUCAGGUGGUUAAAAUGAAGUGCUACCAACAUCAGAAGUUCAAAUUUUUUUUCCCCAGUCAAGAAGUUAUUGUUUAAGUUUUCAGAGUUUUAAUAUCAUGUUUUGCAAUUUGUUUUAUUUUUAUUGUUGUUUCUUUGUAUGGAAAAUACAAAUUUAUGAAAACCGCGAAAAGUUUGUAAGGUGUUUUUCUGACUUAAUGUGCAUGAAAUUGAAGUUGGGAUUUAGUUGUACAGGUGGGAGUGAAUGCUGUAAGUUGAGUGGAUGAGGUGGGAAAGCAAGAGAUUCACAGAACAAGAUUAAUUCCAAGGUGGUGUGCACGAUAAGAUAUCGACACAAACUUAAAGUCGCCUGCUGUAUUCUUGUGUUGAAACUACAGUGUAUCCUCAA